This is a messenger RNA of Vitrella brassicaformis, 1772 nucleotides long. NCBI's taxonomy places the organism in Eukaryota, Vitrellaceae. The record is from the annotation of a GenBank genome assembly.
GUCACACGUGCAUUCCAUUCAUGCGUCAGGACACCGAGGGGAUGCCAAGAGAGGGAGGGAGAGGGAUGGCCAGCAAGGCCUGAGAUGGCUUCAGCAGCGGUGCAUUUCUGCUAGCUGCAUUCCGGACAGUUCCGGGGCUCAUGUGGCAUGGGUGCGGCAUACAGCGUCGACUUAGCACAGUCAAUGAUGCACUCGCUUUCGAUCCACAGCAAGUCACGUCUUUCGUUGGCGAGGCAGGCAACGGCGAUAAAGAAGCACUGACACCAACACACAAUGACGGAUGCACACAUUCGCCAACGACACAGAGCGAGAAUUCCCACAACACAUCGAUGGGUACAUGAAUGCAUGCAGGGGCAGCCCGCGUCGAUUUGGAACGCCCAAGGCCGCCCGUCACGCCCAAUGACAGACACGCACCCAACCCCACUACGUCAAAAGCCACACACAUCCACUCACACCCACUGGCAGGGAAAUAGGCAGGCAGGCAGGCAGGCAGACCCCCCUCCCCCGUACUCGUACCACACACACGAAAUGAAUCGCUCGCUCUCUCUGUCGGCUGUGAGCGUACCAUCCCAGCCACACCAAGACAGACACCAGAACCGAUCUCACAUCUCAUGAACCAUGAAUGCCUUGCUUGAGUCAGUGUGGCUUGGUGGCGACAAAAAGGCCCCAUGUCUGCACGCCAGCCGCCACUCUGUCGAGCUUCUUCUGCCACCCCUCCCGCAGGUCAUCGUAGUCGGCCUGCGAGAAGCCCUCCGCAAAGAAGGCCUCCCGCUUCCCCUCCAGCAAGGCCAGCUCUCUUGUCAGCACACUCGUGAAGUCGGCCGACAUGUCGCGGCUCGUCUCGACCGUCAGGCCGGCCUGCUGCAGCACUCGCGCAUACUCAUCGACAGUGAGCAGAAAGUACUGUCUGUCGGCGAUGUAGCUGCGGAAUUCCUCUGUCCAUGUGUGGGGCGGCCCCCCGCAGCAGUAGUCGGUGAUAACGACCCUGCCGCCCGGCUUGAGCCACUCGCAGAACCGCCUGAAGAGCGCCAGCUUGGGCUCGAUGUGCAGGAUGGCGUCGCGGCUGUAGAUGACGUCCACACUGCUGGCCGGCAGUUCGAGCGUCAUGACGUCGGCCUUGCGGAACUCCAGCUGCCCACUUGGGGUGCCUUUGUAGCGCUCCUGUGCGAUGUCGAUACACGUGGAUGUGAGGUCGAUGCCCAGGACGUCGGCGCCGUAGGUCUCGUGGAUGAAGCUGUCACCGCCCCCAAUCCCGCAACCGACGUCUGAGUGGACGGACAGACAUAUGGAUGAAUGGAUGCGCAGACAUUCACCGGCGUGAUGUUCCGCCUGACAGCUUACUUACCGAGGACACGUUGUCCGGGUUUGAGCUGCAUGUGCUUGGUGAUCUCCCUGGUCGUCUCGAGACCGCCUGUCGAGAUGAAACCACUGCAUGGUACAAACACAGAUGUCAUGACCAUUAUACCGUGAGGCUUCUCCCUCCCAUAUAUCGUCCCUCAGCUGCUCACCUGCCAAAAAUGGCCUCAUACUUCAACACGCCUGCAGCGAGCUCCAGACCACACACAGGAACGCGACCAUCCAGCUGUGUCUGUCUGUUUCUCCCCUCUCCCGCUCCUCACCUCUUCUUGAGUACUGCUUCUCCUGCAGAUACCUCUCGUACUCGUCUGCCGACGCGGCCGAUGCACCACCGACGUCGAUGCUGCCCAUGACUGGAGGACAGAUCUGGACAGAUCUAGCAGCCCCUCAGCCCCUGGUGUGGUGCCUCUUUCUUG